AUGGUUGCUGCAUAUGGACAACGACAACGAAGUAAACUUCGUUUUCUCAUGGGUAUUAAUGGUCUAUUAUUAGCUCUUGCUAUCUUUAUUAUCAUUUCUAUGUCUAUUUAUUGGGGCUUCUUCGAAGAAUGGACUAUUUGGACAGAUUAUACUAUGGCUUGGGUUGAAUUUAAUUUUUUCAUCUAUUAUUGGGAUCGUUUGACUAUCACUCGUGUUUAUCUUUCAUUUAUUUACAUAUAUGGUUUUGUUCUUUUUACUAUUAUUACAUUACAAAUUCAUGGUUAUCGUCGACGAAAUAUUUUUCUUAUGGAAUAUGUUCCUUAUUCAUUAUUUUGUUUAGCUCUAGUAACAAUUAUUGGUGGUUUAUGUUGGUUUGCUGUAACAAUGAUAAAUAUGAAUGCUGGAUUUUUAACAAAAGAAACAUUUUUACUUGAACGACUUCGUUUUCGAGGUAAUGCUUUUAAAGAAUUAAAAUAUCGUGAACAAUCAUUUCAUUUCGUUACAUCGAAUAAUGUACCACCACGUGUUUUUAUAUUAACUGCCUUUGUUAAUCAACGUCAAAGAGAUUUUCAAUGUUGUGGUUGGAAUUCAUAUCUUGAUUAUGCAGUUUCAUAUAAAACAGAUUUACCAGAUACAUGUUGUCAUAAAUAUCAAGCAGUUUAUGGUUGUGGUAAAAACAUGUUAAUUAAUCCUGAUCCAAAUAUUGUUAAUACACGUGGAUGUGGUCCAUUAAUGAAAUAUUGGUAUCGACGUGGUUUUUGGGAAAAUAUAUUUAUGGGUUUAUUUGGAAUAUUUAUUGGUAUUUAUAUGGUAUUUGUAUUUCAAUAUAAUUAUAAUGAAUAUAUUCAAUUACGUGAUGAAGCUGAUGAUAAAAAACGUAUUUUACAUUCACAAUCUAUGGCAUCAUUUCGUUCAAUGAAUAGUAAUGUAUUAAAACAUCCAAUAAAAAAUAAUUUAAUACGUCAUCCAUAUACUGGUAUGCGUGGUUCACCAUCAAAUGGUACAGCUACUGGUUAUGAUUCCGAUAAUAAUAGUACAAGUGUACUUUAUCAAUCACGUGCAACAUUUAAUCCAAAUCCUUAA
Rotaria sp. Silwood2 is the source of this 1083-nucleotide messenger RNA. Lineage: Eukaryota; Metazoa; Rotifera; Eurotatoria; Philodinida; Philodinidae. The record is from the annotation of a GenBank genome assembly.